GUCUAUAUAAAUGAUUACACUCUUUCUUGUUUCUUGAAGAUAAAAGAGCAAUAACUAUGGGUGGUGAAGCCGUUAGGGAUCGAAGAGAAGAAGUGAUUCAAGCUUGGUACUUGGAUGAUAAUUACGAAGAGGGUCAGAAACUUCCUCACCACAAGGAUCCUAAGGAGUUUGUUACUUUGGACAAACUUGCAGAGCUUGGAGUACUUAGCUGGAGACUUGACGCUGACAACUAUGGAACCGAUGAGAAGCUGAAAAAGAUCCGCGAAUCUCGUGGUUACUCCUACAUGGUAUGCCCUGAAAAGCUUCCAAACUACGAAGCAAAAGUUAAGAUGUUUUUUGAAGAACAUUUACACAUUGAUGAAGAGAUUGGUUACUGCCUCGCUGGAAGUGGAUACUUUGAUGUGAGGGAUCUCAAUGAUGUUUGGAUUAGAGUAUGGGUAAAGAAGGGAGGUAUGAUAGUCCUUCCUGCUGGAAUAUAUCAUCGCUUCACCGUGGACUCAGGCAACUAUAUGAAGGCAAUGCGGCUUUUCGUGGGUGGACCAGUGUGGACUCCUUACAAUCGCCCACACGACCAUCUUCCUGCAAGGAAAGCGUAUAUGGAUACAUUCGUAAAGGUGCUUGGAGACCGUACCAUAGUCGCUUCAGCGUAGAGGGACUAUAUUAUAUCGGGCAUCAGGUUUUUAUAAGCUAAACGUAUGUUGAGAUGUUAUGUCUUUAUGCUUUAUUAUGUUUACCACUGAAACCGAAGACACUUCGGUUUCGUGUGAGUGUCGUUGGCAUUAUUGUGGUGUUGUAAUGUUGUUAGAUGGCGUGUGAUUGUGUGAACUUGUAACUUACCCUCUUUAUGUCCGUUCAGUAAUAUGUAUUUGGAGGAAAAUGGAUAUGUUUGUGUUGAAAUGUUGAUAA
Molecule: messenger RNA, 906 nt
Organism: Camelina sativa (false flax)
Lineage: Eukaryota; Viridiplantae; Streptophyta; Magnoliopsida; Brassicales; Brassicaceae
Product: acireductone dioxygenase 1-like
Molecular function (GO): acireductone dioxygenase [iron(II)-requiring] activity
Source: RefSeq, a predicted model, not a curated record